GUUUCAGUCCUUCAUUCACGACCAGCCAUGGAUCCUUCAGUGCCAUUAGUCGUUGACAACGGUACUGGUUUCGUGAAAGUGGGCUAUGCAGGCUCCAACUUCCCCGAGCAUGUAUUCCCCUCAAUUGUCGGCCGUCCCAUCCUGCGUGCAGAGGAGCGCGUCGGCUCCGCCGUCAUUAAGGACACUAUGAUCGGUGACGAAGCUGCGGAGAACCGCAACUACUUACAGGUCACCCAGCCCAUGGAGCACGGUAUUGUGCGCAACUGGGAGGAUAUGAAGCUCCUCUGGGACUACACGUUUGAUGAGAAGCUGCGCGUGAACACGCAGGGGCGCAAAGUGCUCCUCACGGAACCGCCCAUGAACCCGAAGGCGAACCGCCAGCGGAUGUGCCAGGUCAUGUUCGAGGAGUACGGGUUCGGCGGAGUGUACGUGGCCAUUCAGGCGGUAUUGACGCUCUACGCGCAAGGUCUUACAACAGGUGUCGUUGUGGAUUCUGGCGACGGUGUUACGCACAUUGUUCCCGUUUACGACGGAUUUUCUCUCCCACAUCUCACACGACGACUGGAUAUCGCUGGACGCGACGUCACGCGCUAUCUGAUCAAGCUGCUACUCAUGCGGGGAUACGCCUUCAACCGGACAGCAGAUUUCGAGACCGUGCGCGAGAUCAAGGAGAAGCUGUGUUAUGUCAGCUAUGAUCUCGAUCUCGACACACGGUUGUCUGAAGAGACGACUGUCCUGGUGGAAAGCUAUACCCUCCCAGACGGCCGAGUGAUCAAAAUCGGCUCGGAGCGAUUCGAGGCCCCUGAAUGCAUGUUCCAACCACAUCUAGUCGACGUCGAGCAGCCAGGCGUUGCCGAGAUGCUCUUCCAAACAAUCCAGGCCGCCGCUACAGACGUCCGCGCCGAGCUCUACAAGCACAUCGUUCUCUCCGGCGGUUCGAGCAUGUACCCCGGCCUGCCUAGCCGUCUGGAGAAGGAGAUGAAGCAGCUCUACCUCACAAAUGUGCUCAAAGGCGACCCCACGCGACUCAACAAAUUCAAGAUCCGCAUCGAGGACCCGCCGCGCCGGAAGCACAUGGUGUUCCUCGGCGGUGCGGUGCUCGCGGACAUCAUGAAGAACCGGGAGGAGUUCUGGAUAACGCGGGAGGAGUGGUUCGAGCAGGGCGCACGCGCUGUGGACAAGCUCGCGCGGGGGGAGAACUAAAGCGGACGCGAAUAAGAUUGUGUACAUGUAAAACAGGACAAUGGAUGCCCCGAUCAUACUUCUCACAGGCGAGAAGAGGUUGUGCUCUUUGCAU
Postia placenta MAD-698-R-SB12 is the source of this 1297-nucleotide messenger RNA. RefSeq lists its product as hypothetical. Bases 28 to 1203 code for a protein of 391 amino acids. Gene Ontology annotation, molecular function: actin filament binding. The transcript is spliced from 8 exons. Gene Ontology annotation, biological process: Arp2/3 complex-mediated actin nucleation. NCBI's taxonomy places the organism in Eukaryota, Fungi, Basidiomycota, Agaricomycetes, Polyporales, Adustoporiaceae. The record is from RefSeq and is a predicted model, not a curated record. Gene Ontology annotation, cellular component: actin cortical patch; Arp2/3 protein complex.